AUGAGUCAAAUUGUGAAACGACUACAAGAAGCUUUGGAUUACCAAGUAACAGCAUCCAGUGGAUUAUGGCAGAAUGCUGCUCUUCAACAAGGACUUUCAACUUCCAAGGAUAACAGGAUCACACAAUCAGGUUUUAGAGGAGUGGACACUCGCUAUGGGUUUGUGGAUCAUCUCUAUCAUGCUCUUGCACGACAAGGAAUCAAGACUUACAGGGAUGACGAAAUGAUUGUGAGCCAUGAACACAUCAAUCCAUCAAAAUUGAAGGCUAAUGAAGAAUCACGAAUUGCUGUUAUCAUAUUCUCUAACAACUAUUCCAAAUCUUCCUGGUGCUUGGAAGAACUUGCACUUAUUAUGAAAUGCAAGGAUGAGAGAGGCCAAAUUGUUAUGCCCAUAUUCUAUCAUGUGGAACCCCAGUACAUACGAAAACAAUAUCAGGAAUUCGAAGAAGGUAGAUACAUGACAAACGUCAAGAAAAUUGAAUCAUGGAGAAAAGCACUAGUUGAUGCAUGUAACAUUCCCGGUUGGUUCGUGAACAACAGCCAUGAGUAA
Molecule: messenger RNA, 549 nt
Organism: Cynara cardunculus var. scolymus (artichoke)
Lineage: Eukaryota; Viridiplantae; Streptophyta; Magnoliopsida; Asterales; Asteraceae
Product: TMV resistance protein N-like
Exons: 3
Coding region: 1-549 (182 amino acids)
Biological process (GO): signal transduction
Source: RefSeq, a predicted model, not a curated record